AUGAUGUGGAAAGUUGCUGUAGCCGGCUACCGGCUACACUAUUGUUCUUGCUCUUCUGAUGCCCCACCGGCCGCGCGGCCGGGGAGGCGGGCCGGAACCGCCCGCGGCGAUAUGUUGGGGCUGUCUGUGAAGCGGGUGGCGCGGCUGGCGAUGACGAUCACCGGUCGGCUGGAGAAGGCCGGAAUGGUGCUACUCCUCACCGUGAUGGCGGCCUCCGCCUUCGCCGCCGUGCUGUUGCUGCUCGCCUGCCCCGCGUCGCCCCGCUGCUCGGUGGCCUUCGGGUCCGCCCUGUCCGCGCCUAAGAAGCUCUGGGGUUUCGGCUUCUCCGUCGAGCCCAAGACGUCGGCGUUGGACUCCGGCGAGUGCGACAUCUUCGACGGAGAGUGGGUGUGGGACGACAGCUACCCGCUCUACGAGUCCAGGGACUGCCCGUUCGUGGACACGGCGUUCCGUUGCUCGGAGAACGGCCGCCAGGACACGUCCUACGCUAAAUGGCGGUGGCAGCCGUCGCACUGCGAUCUUCCCAGAUUUGAUGCUAAAAGUAUGCUCGAGAGGCUACGAAACAAAAGAGUGGUAUUCGCUGGUGAUUCAAUUGGCAGGAACCAAUGGGAAUCCCUGCUUUGUAUGCUCGCUACUGGCGUUUCAAAUAAGAGCUCUAUCUACGAGAUUAAUGGCAAUCCCAUCACAAAGCACAAGGGUUUCUUGAUAUUCAAGUUUACAGACUACAAUUGCACCGUGGAGUAUUACAGAUCUCCUUUUCUAGUCCCUCAAGGUCAUGCACCAGCUGGAACCCCCAUAAUUCUUAAUAGUACAAUCAGGGUGGAUGUCAUGGAUUGGAUGUCGGAGUAUAACCGGGGUAAGUGGAGUGAUGCUGAUCUCUUAAUCUUCAACUCGGGGCAUUGGUGGUUGUACGGUAAAACAAUCGGAAGCGGUAACUUAUUUCAAGAAGGGGAUGAGGUGAAGAUGGACAUGACUGUCAGUGAUGCAUACAUAAGGUCAAUACAGACACUGUCCGACUGGCUUCACAGAGAAAUUAACACGAGCAAGACGCAUGCCAUUUUCCGUACAUAUUCUCCCACGCACUUCAGCGGCGGUGACUGGAGUACCGGAGGGACUUGUCAGUUGGAUAACCUUCCGGAUAUGACGCCGUUUAAAUCGUUGGAGCAAUGGGCUGGCAUGCUUAAACCCGUGAACGAUGUUCUAGGCAGCAACUUCAGAACCAAGUUGGCUGGGUUAGAAAUAUUGAAUGUAACGAGGAUGACGGCCCAACGAAGGGACGGUCACCCCUCAUUGUUCAUCAGUCCUUCUGGUUCAAGUCAAAAGCUCAGCAGAACACCGACAGAAACCGAAGUGGAGGAUUGCAGCCACUGGUGCUUGCCGGGUGUCCCUGACACCUGGAAUGAACUUCUAUACGCCCUCUUCAUGAAACCACAAAUAACGUGAAGUGAGCAUUGAACAUAGCCACGCAAAGUAUAGUUCAUAUAUAUCUAGUUGACGUUCUCUUGUUGAUGAGCGGAUUUAAUGCAUCAGGUUAUGCUAACAAACAUUAGUUGUUGAUGGAAAUGGCAGCAGUGGAGUAGUUAAGAGUACUAAUAGAAUUUAGUG
This is a messenger RNA of Lolium rigidum, 1605 nucleotides long. RefSeq names its product protein trichome birefringence-like 10. The record is from RefSeq and is a predicted model, not a curated record. The transcript is spliced from 5 exons. Bases 1 to 1443 code for a protein of 480 amino acids. Lineage: Eukaryota; Viridiplantae; Streptophyta; Magnoliopsida; Poales; Poaceae. Gene Ontology annotation, cellular component: Golgi apparatus. Gene Ontology annotation, molecular function: O-acetyltransferase activity.